CAAACAUUUCAAACACUCAUCUUUCUAAAUUCUCUUAUAUACUAUCUCCUCUGGUUCUUGUGAUUAGCCUGAUUUUGAUUUUGAUUUUUAUUUUUUGUGUUUUAAAUAUGACAAUCAGUUCUAGCUCGAAUCUUCCUCCUGGGUUCAGAUUUCAUCCGACAGAUGAGGAGUUGAUCAUGUUUUAUCUUCGAAAUCAGGCCUCGUCGAGGCCCUGCCCUGUUUCGAUUAUCCCAGAAGUCGACAUUUAUAAGUUCGAUCCGUGGGAAUUACCGGAGAAGGCGGAAUUUGGAGAAAAUGAAUGGUAUUUUUUCAGCCCCCGUGACAGGAAGUAUCCGAACGGGGCGCGGCCUAACAGGGCGGCUGUUUCGGGUUACUGGAAGGCCACGGGCACGGAUAAGGCGAUAUAUAGUGGAGGGAAGUACGUUGGUGUGAAGAAAGCUCUGGUUUUUUACCAGGGGAAGCCGCCAAAAGGUACAAAAACUGACUGGAUCAUGCACGAGUACAGACUUAAUGAAUCCAGAUCGUCUCCUAACAAACAGCACGGUUCGAGCAUGAGGCUGGAUGAUUGGGUGCUCUGUAGGAUCUACAAGAAGAAAAACACAGCAAGAGUCUGCGAAGAUGAGCCUAGAGUAGACGAUUUUCGGACCAAUAAUUACUCUGUCGAAAAUGUUUGUGCUAAUGAGCUGCCAAAAAUGGCUUGUCCUAAUGAUCUACCAAAACUGGAAUUUCCCAGGACUAGCUCAUUGUCUCAUCUCUGGGAAAUGGACUACUUCGGUUCGAUUUCUCAGCUAUUAAACGAAACCACGAGCUACGAUGCCCACAACAUAAUGACUAUGGCGCCUUCGCGGACAACUGAGAUGGGAGAAAUGUCGCAGGCCUAUGCAGAUUCAGUCAAGUUUCAAGUGAACAAUGAAAGUAGCAUGUUGAACCAGCAGUCAGUUUUCGUGAAUUCGAUUUUCGAGUUCUAAAGGGCUAGGUUUGAUUCAUUCAGAGGCAACAAAUGUGCCUCAGUUGCCAACAAGGUGUUGGUGUGGUGGUAGAGCUCUUGUAUCCCCUUGCGGAGGUCGGGAAUUCGACUCCCCACGUGUGCGUCUCUAAUCAAUUAGAAAAAAAAAACAAAUGUGCCUUAGUUGCUGCUAGAAAUUUGUAAAAUUGGUUUCAAAUGAAGCAAACAGUACAUGUAAUGCACCCUUUUUUAA
This is a messenger RNA of Daucus carota subsp. sativus, 1199 nucleotides long. RefSeq names its product NAC domain-containing protein 2. Gene Ontology annotation, molecular function: DNA binding. Bases 108 to 968 code for a protein of 286 amino acids. The record is from RefSeq and is a predicted model, not a curated record. The transcript has 3 exons. Gene Ontology annotation, biological process: regulation of DNA-templated transcription. NCBI's taxonomy places the organism in Eukaryota, Viridiplantae, Streptophyta, Magnoliopsida, Apiales, Apiaceae.